UGAUCUUAACUUGUGCUUUACGGUAUUCGAGGCUUAAUACUUUAGCUGAGACUUCACACCGAGAGAUUCUGCUACGUUCCUCUCUCUCUCUUGUUCCUAUUCUGGAUCUUUGCUAGUUGGGGGCUUCUUAUUUUAGUGAAGGGAUUCAAUCGGUCCUCUCUUUACAUCCAUCUAAGGACUUGAUUAAUCCGAACCCCGAAAAUGUCUUCUUCAUAUCUCCCAGCAACAACUGAUUCAAUUGCCCAGGCUUUAGAAGCCAAAAACCCGGCUGAGGCCAUCUCUAUUCUUUACCGCAUACUUGAAAACACAUCAUCUUCUGCUGAAGCCCUACGGAUAAAGGAACAGGCAAUCACAAAUCUUUCAGAUCUUCUUAGACAAGAAAAUCGGGCAGAGGAUCUCAGAAACCUUCUAACCCAGUUGAGGCCCUUUUUCAACUUGAUCCCCAAGGCAAAGACUGCCAAAAUUGUUCGUGGGAUAAUAGAUGCAGUAGCUAAAAUACCAGGCACUUCUGAUCUCCAGAUUUCCCUCUGCAAAGAAAUGGUGCAGUGGACUCAUGCUGAAAAGCGAACUUUCCUACGGCAAAGAGUGGAGGCAAGGCUUGCAGCUCUUUUGAUGGAAAACAAAGACUUCUCAGAAGCUUUAACUCUCCUUUCAAGUUUAAUAAAGGAAGUGAGAAGGCUAGAUGACAAGCUUCUGCUUGUGGAUAUAGACUUGUUGGAGAGUAAGCUCCAUUUUUCUUUGAGGAAUCUCCCUAAAGCCAAGGCUUCACUGACGGCUGCAAGAACUGCUGCCAAUGCUAUAUAUGUGCCCCCAGCUCAACAGGGUACUAUAGAUUUGCAGAGUGGGAUCCUCCAUGCAGAAGAAAAGGACUACAAAACUGGUUAUAGCUAUUUCUUUGAAGCUUUUGAAGCUUUCAAUGCUCUUGAAGAUCCAAGGGCAGUAUUUAGCCUGAAAUAUAUGUUACUGUGCAAGAUAAUGGUGAACCAGGCUGAUGAUGUGGCGGGAAUAAUAUCAUCUAAAGCUGGACUGCAAUAUGUGGGGCCUGAGCUGGAUGCCAUGAAGGCAGUGGCUGAUGCGCAUUCGAAACGGUCCAUAAAGCUUUUUGAGACUGCCCUCAGGGAUUUCAGGGCCCAGCUAGAGGAAGACCCUAUUGUCCACAGGCACCUCUCAUCACUGUACGACACUUUGUUGGAGCAGAAUCUCUGCAGGUUGAUUGAACCUUUCUCCAGGGUUGAGAUUGCUCAUAUUGCUGAACUGAUUGAGCUGCCUGUUGAUCAUGUGGAGAAGAAAUUAUCUCAGAUGAUUCUCGAUAAGAAGUUUGCUGGAACUCUAGAUCAGGGUGCUGGAUGUCUCGUCAUUUUUGAUGAUCCUAAGACAGAUGCGAUAUACCCAGCAACACUGGAAACCAUUUCUAAUGUUGGCAAGGUCGUGGAUAGCCUCUAUGUCAGGUCUGCCAAGAUAAUGGCAUGAAGUUCUAGACCCUCGGCCUUGCCUCCCGUGGGCGGGUGUCUCUGUAUGGAUGCAGGGAUUGAUUAGCUCCAAGGGGGUCGUCCGCCCAUCGCCACAGCAAGGCCGCAAAAGAGAGAUGUAGCUAAGACUAUGGAUGGUAGCGACCGGACGAGACUAGAGGCAACGACGUCUGGAUAAGGCUUUAAAAGAUAGGGAAGAGAGAUUGAAGAGGAAAGAGGGAGAUGCAAGGAGGAGAAUCUUAAAACAAAACAUAAGAUUAGGGUGGGUUUGGGUAUCGAGAAAUGUUGAGGAAAGUUGUGAAUAAUAAUAAAAAAGAAGUGAAAAGUAAUAAUAAAAUAAUAAAUAAUAAUAAAAAAUAAGUAAAAAGUAAGAAAUAAUGAUAAAAAUAUGUAAAAAAUAAUAAUAAAGUAAUGAAUAAUAAUGAAAAGUGUUUGGAAUUUAAACACAAUCUAAAGUUACAUUGAUUUGGAAAUAUCGAAACGAUAUUUUCUUUAUGAGAAAUGAUUUGUGUAGUCGGUAAAUAUAGUCGGUUUGCAGUCGGUUUAAAAAAAAUGAAUUAAUAUGAGAUCUAUAUGAAAAGAAAAAUUAUUUUUAUAAUUUUUUUUAUUCAUUCUGUACAACAAAAAAAUAAUAUUUUUAUAAUUUUUUUUUUAUUUAUUCUGUAUAGUCGAUUGCAUGUCGACUGUAUUUAUCGAUUGCGUUUAGCAAAACCCUUUUUUUAUUGAGUCAGAUGGAAUUGGGUCUAGUCUAGGAGAGUGCCCCACCCAUCAAGGUGAGAGCCGAACAGGGAUGGCGGGUUGGCCAUAUGUGGAAGCCUACUAUGCACCCCUACUUUUAAAGAGACACAUCAAAAUAAUUUUAAAAAGAAAAAUCAUAAAACUGAAAAUUAAAUGAUAAUAAAAUUAAGAAUAACGAUAGAUUUACUAUAUUUUUACUAUAUUUUUAUCACUUUUUUUAUAUUUUUAAGUUUUUGGUUUACUUAUGAUUAAAAAAAUGAUUAUUAAUAAAAUUGUAUAUAUAUUUUUAUUUUUUUCUUACCAGCAGGCAGGCGGCGAGGGUCUCCCCUCACGCGUUCCAUACACGUCGGGAAGACCAAGAAUUGAUAUUUUUUAUUUAAGAUUUUAAUACUUUUUGUUUGAUUUUUACUUUCGUUUUUAAUUUAAUUCUCUAUUUAAAAAAAUUAGCCCACCCAAAAAAAAAAAAACAAAAACAAAAACAAUUAACGGACAACGUUAAGAUAACGUAAACAGACAAACGAGAAUCUAGAGAUAUCCGAAAGGAGCUCACUGUCAUGUUUUGGGUGAAUCAACCGCUGUAGGCAUCCGUUUCUACCUUCUACCUCAAAGUUAAUUCUCUUCCUGUAAAAGCAACGUCGCAGACACCAACUAUAACUGCCUGAAGAGACCCGAUCCGAUCCCCUUCACAUCCUCAAAGGACCGAUCGAUCUUCUUUCCAAGG
Molecule: messenger RNA, 2928 nt
Organism: Carya illinoinensis
Lineage: Eukaryota; Viridiplantae; Streptophyta; Magnoliopsida; Fagales; Juglandaceae
Product: 26S proteasome non-ATPase regulatory subunit 11 homolog
Exons: 3
Coding region: 202-1470 (422 amino acids)
Biological process (GO): ubiquitin-dependent protein catabolic process
Cellular component (GO): proteasome regulatory particle, lid subcomplex
Molecular function (GO): structural molecule activity
Source: RefSeq, a predicted model, not a curated record